Molecule: messenger RNA, 1377 nt
Organism: Phycomyces blakesleeanus NRRL 1555(-)
Lineage: Eukaryota; Fungi; Mucoromycota; Mucoromycetes; Mucorales; Phycomycetaceae
Exons: 7
Biological process (GO): proteolysis
Cellular component (GO): cytoplasm
Molecular function (GO): manganese ion binding; metalloaminopeptidase activity
Source: RefSeq, a predicted model, not a curated record
AAGCAAGGCGACGUGCGCAUGCUCUAUAACAUUGGCGGUGUAAAGCAAGUAGCAAUCGUUGGUCUCGGAAAGAAAUCCGGUGAAGAUCAAGCAAAGAUUCAGGAUGCUGUCAGAACCGCUGCUGCCACUGGUGUACGCGCUCUUCAGGGCCAGGGCGCAAAAUAUAUUGGUGUUGAUGUGUCUGUAGAUGCUCAUGGCGCAUCUGAAGGUGCUUCUCUUGCCCAGUUCUCCUUUGACAAGCUCAAGGUUGAAAAGGCACGCCGUAAGGAAAUCGUCGUUGGACCAUUUUCGGAAUCCUCAGUUGAAGACAUUACCUGGGAAUCUGGACAGAUUUAUGGUGCAUCCCAAAACCUCGCACGUAUGCUGAUGACCUCACCCGCUAAUCUGAUGACUCCCAAGCUCUUCUCUGAUGAGGUUGCAUACCUUUUGGCUGGACUGGAGAACACUGAUGUCUUAGUUCAUGAUGAAGAAUGGGCUGCUCGUAACAACAUGAAUGCCUUUUUGUCUGUUUCCAAGGGCAGCCAAGAGCCAUUGCGAUUCUUGGAAAUUCAUUACAAGGGUGGAAAGGAGUCUGAUCCUACGCAUGCGUUGGUUGGAAAAGGUGUUACUUUUGAUGCUGGUGGAAUUUCGCUCAAGCCAUCGAAUAACAUGGCCUUGAUGAAGGGUGAUAUGGGUGGUGCUGCCACUGUGGCUGGUGCUCUCUAUGGAAUCAUCAAGCUUGGUCUUCCUGUCAAUGUUGUGGCUGUUACCCCUCUGUGUGAGAAUAUGCCUUCAGGUGACGCAACAAAGCCAGGAGAUGUUGUAAAGGCAAUGAACGGAAAGUCCAUUGAGGUUCUUGAUACCGAUGCUGAAGGAAGAUUGAUCUUGGCUGAUGCUCUGUACUAUGUUACAUCCAAGUACAAGCCCAGCAGUGUUAUUGACUUGGCUACCCUUACAGGUGCCAUGGAUGUUGCUCUUGGCGAAGUAUUUGCUGGUGUCUUCACAAACUCUGACGAUCUCUGGAAGAAGCUUGAUAAGGCUGGCCAGACCGUCUCUGAUCCUUUCUGGAGAAUGCCCUUGAACGCUGGUUAUCUCAAGGAGAUGCAGACUUCAUUGGUUGCUGACCUCAAUAACCUUGGUAAAGGACGUUCUGGGGGUGCCUGCUCGGCUGCUGCCUUCCUCAAAGAGUUUGUUAACGGACUUGAAACACCGGUCGAAUCGCCGGGUCCUCGGGAUACCACUGAAGUGGUUGAAACUACUACUAAUGAUUCCAUCGCAUGGGCUCACAUUGAUAUUGCCGGUGUUAUGGAUAGCCAGUCUACCCAUGGAUACCAUAUCAAGGGAAUGAGUGGUCGUCCCACUCGCGCUUUGAUCGAGUAUAUCAAGAGCGUAUCAAAC